Messenger RNA from Megalobrama amblycephala (Wuchang bream), 872 nucleotides. RefSeq names its product lens intrinsic membrane protein 2.2 (gene lim2.2). The record is from RefSeq and is a predicted model, not a curated record. The transcript is spliced from 5 exons. Gene Ontology annotation, cellular component: plasma membrane. NCBI's taxonomy places the organism in Eukaryota, Metazoa, Chordata, Actinopteri, Cypriniformes, Xenocyprididae. Gene Ontology annotation, molecular function: structural constituent of eye lens. The coding region runs from base 273 to 794 and encodes 173 amino acids.
ACGCGCGUCAUGAAACGUCCCACGCCGCUGAACACGGUGACGCAGAAGACUGGCGAGAUUGUGAGGAGAGGGAGAAUGAGUAAACAAGAGGACGAGAUGCAGUGAAAGAUGCGGAUUACCUCACAUCUCACAUGUCUGACUGGAUGAUUCGCUCUAUUGUGGCGGGAACAAUAACGGCCGCGCGUGGAGGGUUUAAAAACCCUAGAGGCGCGCGGACGGAGCGCAAUCUUCGCGGGAGACAGUACUAACCGUCAGAGAGGACGCUCUCAUUGAUGGUGUUCACUCUGCUAGGCGGGGCCUCACUGUGUGGUGUGGCGGCCCUCGUGCUCCUCAUCAUCUCCACAUCAACAGACUAUUGGAUGCAGUAUCGCUACUCAGGGAACGCAGCCAAUCAGGGCCUCUGGAGGUUUUGCAUCAAUCGCAAGUGCCACGCCCACACGCUCUCAGUGGCAUUCUGGGAUGCCACGCGUGCCUUCAUGCUGCUGUCGGUGCUGGGCUGUUUCGCUGGAGUAGUUUUGGGCAUCAGUGCAACCAAACGAGUCCAGAGCAGACGAGUGCGGACCGGAGGAAUCGCUCUGCUUCUGUCUGGAUUUCUUGCGCUCUUGGCUCUGGCGAUCUACACCGGGAUGACCGUCAACUUCUUCGGCAAGCGCUACAUCGACUGGAGGUUCUCGUGGUCCUAUAUUCUGGGAUGGAUCGGCAUCAUUCUGGCUCUGGCAGCAGGCGUCGUGCAGCUCUAUGCUUAUCAGAGAGGUGCCUGUGAAGCUGCGCCUGCGAGUGUCUCUGACAGCUGAACCGUCUCAGCAUGAUCUGAUCAUCACAAAACACUGAGCGCUUCAAUCCUGAAUGAAAUAAACUGCUUUUGGACUCUU